GAACAACACCAGGUGGAAGUUAAUUUGCGCUUUGUGAUGAGGCUGCGUCGGUCUCUCCAAGCCGCCAAAAAAUGGCAUCGGGUGGCAGCUCGACCAUGGCUGGCGCCACGACUGAAUAUAGCAGACUUUUCUUGCUUCAAUCUUUCUUACUUUCUCUUGUUGCGUGAUUCUUGUCGCUGUCGCUCUUUACUCUUUGCUUUUCAGUCACUCGUUCAAUAUGCCUUCCUCAUCACUCCUUCUGAGGUCGAGCACCACACUCGUUUCAGCUUUGGCUUUGCUUUCUGCAUCUGUUUCUGCCGCCACUACUUACUACGCUUUGGACACUGAGUACUCCGGCACCAGCUUUUUCGAUGGCUUCAAUUUCCAAGAUACAGCUGAUCUCAGUCACGGUUUCGUCACGUACGAGAGCAGAGCCCAAGCAACGCAAGACGGCCUAAUCACCUUCGACGGCGGCUCGGCUCAAAUGAGAGUCGAUGAUACAAAUACCUAUGAUGGCACUCAAAACUACUGGCUGAUCAAUGGUGUCGGACGACCGAGUGUGCGCAUUGAAAGUACUUCGUCAUGGACACACGGUCUGUUCAUCGCCGACAUCAAACAUCUUCCAACCACGAGAACUAGCGGUGGAUGUAGCGUUUGGCCUGCUUUCUGGACAUUGGGCAGCGGAGAUUGGCCCAUGAACGGUGAAAUCGACAUCAUCGAGGGUGCAAAUACCAAUCCCGUCAAUCUCGCUUCGGCACACACAGGCAAUACCUGCACCAUUCAGCAGAGCCCCUUGCAAAUGACGGGUACCAAGGGCGGCAACAAUUGCGACUACUACGGUGCCGAUAACACCUUCAAUGGUGCCGGCUGUGGAGCUUAUGACACCCGAACCAGCAGCUGGGGUGCUGGGCUCAACGCCAAUGGAGGGGGUGUGUAUGCUAUGGAAUGGACGUCUGAUGCCAUCAAAGUCUGGUUCUUCUCUCGAGGAAGUAUUCCAUCCGAUAUCUCGUCUGGCAGCACGCCUGAUCCAAGUGGCUGGGGUCUACCGUUCUCGAUCUUCAACGGGCCCAGCUGCGACAUUGAUGCAAACUUUGCGGACCACCGUAUCGUAUUCGACACCACCUUCUGCGGUGAUUUGGGCGACGCUACGUGGGCCAGCAGCGGAUGUGCUGCAAGCUAUGGAGACUCAUGCUCGGUCUUUGUCGGCGACAACCCAACAGAGUUCUCGGAGGCGUACUGGGAUGUCGAAUACGUCAAAGUCUAUCAGUCCAGGCCCGUGACUACAAGCACGACGACAUCCACAACCACCACAAGCACUACGACAUCGACCACGACCACUACAACGACCACUACGACCACUACGACCACUACGACCAGCACCACGACAACAACAACAACAACGAGCGCUACUCCUACCAGCACUACCACGACAUGGACGACGACCACUUCAAGCACAAGCUCAAGUAGCGCUGUCCCUACAACCACCACCAGCACAACUAGCCCAGCUCCCACAACUAGCACCACCAGCAACGACAUUGGCCCGAUCGGUCAAACAACAACAACCACCACCACGACUAGCGCUGCUCCCACAUCUACCACCACCAGCAACGAUAUCGGCCCGAUCGGUCAAACAACCUCGUCAACCACAUCCUGGGGCUUCUAUCCGAACGGCACGACCACUUCAAGCCACGCCGUUGGACCGAUCAACACAGAUACCACAACCAGCUCACCAUCUCCCAUCUCUACAGACAGCGCCACUUGGCUCGACUGGACCGCAACAACCACGCCAACGACAACCACCACCACUCCUGUCACAUCGUCCUCCUCAAUCGAGGCAACAUGGCUUGACUGGACUACGACAACGACGACCACAUCAUCCGCAACUGUCGACCCAACGUGGCUUGACUGGACCACAAGCACUACCACCACAAAGGCCUCAACAACCGAGCCAGCGACCUGGACAAAAUGGGAACCCGUCACAAUCACCCUGACUCAAUCCUGGAUCGAACCGUGCCCGACCGGCUACAUCACCAAGACCACAACCGUCGUGACCACACACUGCGGCUGCACCGAGACACCCGUGCCCACGAUCCCAGUCACCGUGACGACCAUCACGCCCAGCGCCGGAUGGGCCGUCAGCACGCCCGUCGUGUGCACCGUUCCGGCGAUCCCCGCCUCGCCGGCCGUUCAGAAGAGCACCCUGACCGUCACGGGCACCGCCUCGACCGCCACUGGUGGUACAGGAUGGUCUUGGGGCAAAUCUGCUUCUGCCUCUCCUGACACCGCAUCAACUUCAACGGCAACUUCACCAGCUGUCUCUAGCUCCGGCUCCGGCACCGGCGCCGGAUCCUGGGGAGCAGCAGCAGCACCUUCUCCCAGUGUGACCGUCGCCACGACUCUGACCGUUCAGGCUGUCCAGUCAACGCCUGUCGCCGCGACCAGCACGAACCCAUGGGUCGCGACGUACACUGGAGCUGCGGACCGGACGGGGAUGAACGUACUCGCCCUUGUCGGUGCGGCUGCGGUUGCUAUGGGCGCUGUCGCAUUGUAGAUGAACAUAAUUGCAUGGACCUUCGGGCUUUGAGUUCAUGAUAACAGGGAUCUUCAUAAUUAUGCUUUUGCGCAAUAACGCAGACAGAGAGGCCUUCGAUUCCCUGCUUUUGGACAUUUUAGACUUAAUCAUUGUGCAGAUUGGAUAUAAUGAUCAAUUAUGACUUCUAAUUUCUUAAUCCCGAAACAGGAGCCGCUCGAUGGCGGACUCAUGCG
Exophiala xenobiotica is the source of this 2745-nucleotide messenger RNA. RefSeq lists its product as uncharacterized. Gene Ontology annotation, biological process: glucan catabolic process. The record is from RefSeq and is a predicted model, not a curated record. Bases 218 to 2530 code for a protein of 770 amino acids. The transcript has 4 exons. Gene Ontology annotation, molecular function: hydrolase activity, hydrolyzing O-glycosyl compounds. NCBI's taxonomy places the organism in Eukaryota, Fungi, Ascomycota, Eurotiomycetes, Chaetothyriales, Herpotrichiellaceae.